AUGUGUCCAUUGCGCUACAUUCUGCUGCUGCUGUCGCUACUUGUCGCGAUGAUUGGUCUAUCCCAGGCCUUGACUGAUCAGGAGGUCUCUGCUGCACUCACAGAUGACGGCAUGGACAAGAAACGCGGCAAUAAGAGCAAGAAGCAGACGCAGCGGUCAUCGUUCCGCACGCUCAUGGACAUGCUGAAUGGAAAGUACCUCUACGACGCCUACAAGCUCAGUCGCGGCACUGCCACGAAGGCGACCUAA
This is a messenger RNA of Peronospora matthiolae, 249 nucleotides long. The record is from the annotation of a GenBank genome assembly. NCBI's taxonomy places the organism in Eukaryota, Oomycota, Peronosporomycetes, Peronosporales, Peronosporaceae.